AUGACCGACUUCAAUGAAACAAGAUCACCCCUGACAAACGACAAUGUCCAAGCAUGGGCUCGUGCGAAUUUUGCCGCGCCCUUUCGCGCAUUACCGCGCGCUGCAAGACUGCAUUGGAUCCAGUUCGACGAGAGCUUCACCAUCAGCAGGGCCAUCUGGCGAGGCCUCGGUCGCUCCACCCACAAGCAGUUGCUUGUCAUCGGCGGAUAUGCGCCAGGCCCCGCCGGCGACGACGAUGAACCCAUUGAUCGCGUCACCGCCCAUGUCCACGAGGAUGAAGCCGAGGUCAGCUUUUAUCGCAUAACCGAAUUGGAUGACGGCAGUAGCGAGCUGCAAGCUGUGAAUAGUACCAGUACUGUUGCCUUCCAUGCGCCUUUUUGUGAUGUUGGAGACGAUAUGGGGGGGUCCAAAGCCAUCCAUCGCGUGUCGGCCCUCAUUCUUUACUACUUCUUGGCUGCUGGCCACGUGAAAGAGCUAUGUCGGACAAGGUCGGAUCCGACCAUGUUUACCAGGAAUUUUCGGGACGCGUGUUUAUGGGUGCACAACGAGGGAGAACGACCAUUGCUGCCGCCCACGAGAAAAUCAGAACCGAGUACUCCUUAUGAAAAGGACUCGAUCGUUGUCCGGCCAAAACGAUCAUCCACCAUCUCUUCAUUAUCAAGAUCCAUGACAGAAGAUAUCCAAGCGCCGCCCAUUAAACGCGCAGCAACAGACAGCCUAAAUGUCAAGAUCAAACGCGAACGCGACGAAGACUACACCGGAAUCGCAUCAGCCAUUCGUCCCAAGAAGCACCCUCGACGCACCCUCAGUGAGCAGAUCAUUGUGCCCUCAAAUCUCAAGCAAUCAACCACAGCACCGUCACCAUCAUCGAUUCUAAGUCCACGUAGCCCUGCGCCAGAGCGCGUUAAUCGUGCACUAACAGACAGAAUACAAAACCUCAAAGAUGAGAAUGCCGGUCUGAAAGAUGUGAAUGCCGGACUCAAAGCCUCUGUCAACGGUCUCCAAACAGAAAAAAUAGAUCUCCAGAAGCGCAUGGAGAAAGAAUCACAUGCAUACCGCGGCCUAGAAAUGGAAUUCGAAAGCAUCAAGAAGGAAAUGAUGGCCAUGAAAGAGCGGUUAGAAUCUGUCGAGACGUCUGGCGAGAAGGUACGCGUGGAAGUAGAUCGGUUAAAAACUGUCGAAGAGGCUAGUAAAGAAUUACGGAAAGAGUUGAGGAACGAGGUGGAAAAGCUGAGAGGAAGGGUUGAGAGGAGCGAGAAGGAGGCUGAGAACGCAAAAGAAGAGUUGUUGGCUGUGCGGAGGGGCCUCACCAAGGAGUUAGGAGAGGCGGUCAAGAAGUGGGGUGCGUAG
Molecule: messenger RNA, 1350 nt
Organism: Alternaria burnsii
Lineage: Eukaryota; Fungi; Ascomycota; Dothideomycetes; Pleosporales; Pleosporaceae
Exons: 2
Coding region: 1-1350 (449 amino acids)
Source: RefSeq, a predicted model, not a curated record